This is a messenger RNA of Lepus europaeus (European hare), 11609 nucleotides long. It is a transcript of the gene PRLR, whose product is annotated as prolactin receptor. Gene Ontology annotation, molecular function: cytokine binding; cytokine receptor activity. Gene Ontology annotation, cellular component: signaling receptor complex; external side of plasma membrane. Gene Ontology annotation, biological process: cytokine-mediated signaling pathway. The coding region runs from base 649 to 2523 and encodes 624 amino acids. The transcript has 11 exons. The record is from RefSeq and is a predicted model, not a curated record. NCBI's taxonomy places the organism in Eukaryota, Metazoa, Chordata, Mammalia, Lagomorpha, Leporidae.
ACCGAUUCAGACAUUCUUAUUUCUGUUUUGUCUGUGUUUUCUGCUACAGUGUCAACGCAGGAUGCGUGGCCUUGAUCGUGCAGAUCUGAUCUGGGGAGAAUUUGUGAAUUCUUCCCAUCUUCCCUGCAUUCCGGCUCCUCCGACCGCGUCCCUCACCUUGUCAAACUGGCAGGCUCUGGACAUUUUGUGUGCUGAAGAAAAUCACUGUUUCGCCUCCAGCAAGGAACGUAAAUGUUGCAACCCUGACUCCUCCUCUAAUGAAGAAAGAGUGGACAAGUGCACCGAGUUGAGCUGCUGCUCGCAGAAGCCACUGGGCUGCCCACGGAGGCUGAAAGCCCCAGACAGCGCUGCUCCUGGGCUGGGCUUCCCGCCCUGGCCGUUCUUCUCCCCCCCCUUUCUGGAUUUUACCGGCUGUUCGCAAAACAGCUUUGCACACAAUGGAUCUCCACGUCCCAGCGCAGCAAGUGCUCAAGGCCUGAUAUGGCAGAUCCUGCUCGCCAGCAAAAAAUUAAAUGUCAUCUUUGAAGAACCCCAUCAAAGCUACAGAACUCUACUCCUAUUCAUGGAGGAAAACACCAAGGAUGCUUUGCACAUGAACCCUGAAGUGAAUCUCUGAUACAUUCCCUGGAGCAAGAAAAGGGAGCCAACAUGAAGGAAAAUGUGGCAUCCGUGAUUGUUUUCCUCCUGCUACUUUUUCUCAACAUCCGUCUUCUGAAUGGGCAGUCACCUCCUGGAAAACCUUUCAUCUUCAAAUGCCGCUCUCCUGAGAAGGAAACAUUCACCUGCUGGUGGAGGCCUGGAGCAGAUGGAGGACUUCCUACCAAUUACACACUGAUGUACCACAAGGAAGGAGAAACAAUCACCCAUGAGUGUCCAGACUACAAGACCAGUGGUCCCAACUCGUGUUACUUUAGCAAGAAGCACACCUCCAUAUGGACAAUAUACAUCAUCACAGUGAAUGCCACCAACCAGAUGGGAAGCAGUGUUUCAGAUCCACGUUAUGUGGAUGUGACUUACAUAGUUGAACCAGACCCUCCUGUGAACCUGACUUUGGAAGUAAAACAUCCAGAGGACAGAAAACCCUACUUGUGGACAAAGUGGCUUCCACCUACCUUGGUUGAUGUAAGAUCUGGUUGGCUCACACUACAGUAUGAAAUUCGAUUAAAACCUGAGAAAGCAGCUGAGUGGGAGACUCAUUUUGCUGGGCAGCAGACACAGUUUAAGAUUCUCAGCUUAUAUCCAGGACAGAAAUACCUUGUCCAGGUUCGCUGCAAGCCAGAUCAUGGGUUCUGGAGUGUGUGGAGCCCUGAGAGCUCCAUUCAGAUACCUAAUGACUCUACCAUGAAAGAUAUAACCGUGUGGAUCUUUGUGGCUGUUCUUUCUACCAUCAUCUGUUUGAUUAUGAUCUGGGCAGUGGCUUUGAAGGGCUAUAGCAUGGUGACCUGCAUCUUUCCACCAGUUCCUGGGCCAAAAAUAAAAGGAUUUGAUACUCAUCUGCUGGAGAAGGGCAGGUCUGAGGAACUCCUGAGUGCCUUGGGAUGUCAGGACUUCCCUCCCACUGCUGACUGUGAGGACUUGCUGGUGGAGUUUCUAGAAGUGGACGACAGUGAGGACCAGCGGCUGAUGCCAGCCCACUCAAAAGAACACUCCGGUCCAGGCAUGAAACCCACACACCUCGAUCCUGACAACGACUCUGGCCGGGGAAGCUGUGGCAGUCCUUCCCUUUUGUCUGAAAAGUGUGAGGAGCCCCAGGCUAAUCCGUCCACGUUCCAUACCCCUGAGGUUAUUGAGCAGCCAAAGAAGCCCAAAGCAAAUGUCACCCACACUUGGGACCCCCAGACUAUAAGCCUGGUAGGCAAAAUGCCCUACCUGAGUGUCAGUGGGUCCAAAUCUUCAACAUGGCCUUUACUGCAGCCCAGUCAGCACAACCCAAAUUCUCCUUACCACAACAUUGCUGACAUGUGUAAGCUGGCCAUGAGCCCAGCAGGUGCACUGGCCACUUCACUGGACAAAACAGACAAAGAUGCUUUACAAUCCUCUAAAACCAUUGAGGCUGGAGGAGAGGAAAAGGCAACCAAGCAGAGAGAAGUGGAGAGCUCCCAUUCCAAGGCUGAGCAAGACACAGGAUGGCUGCUGCCCAAAGAGAAACCCCCCUUUACCUCCCCAAAGCCGCUGGAUUAUGUGGAGAUUCACAAGGUCAACAAAGAUGGAGCACUAUCAUUGCUACUGAAACAGAAAGAGAAUGGUGACCAGACUGGGAAGGCUGGGACCCCUGAAACCAGCAAGGAGUACGCUAAAGUGUCCAGGGUUAUGGAUAACAACAUCCUGGUGUUAGUGCAAGAUCCAAGAGUCCAAAACGUGGCUUUGUUUGAAGAGUCAACCAAGGAGGCUCCGCCAUCACCUUCUCAGAACCAAGCUGAGAAAGACCUGUCCAGCUUCUCCAUGGCCCCAAACGACUGCAGACUCCAGCGGGGGGGGCUGGAUUACCUGGAUCCUGCAUGUCUCAUGCACUCCCUUCAUUGAUAGCUUGACUCAUGGGAUGAUUGUUUCAAAUGUGAUUUCCUUUCAGGUAACACUACAGAAUCCAAGAAAUACGGUCUACUAGUGUGUGCUCGAGAAUGUGGUUAGAAUGACGCUUACUCAAGCUCACGGUUUCUCCUUUUCAUGCUCAAUUUUCAGCCACUUGCCUUUUUUCUUCAAUAGCUGAUUCCAGAACAAAUCAUUUCAUUUCCUAACUGUGAUUUGUAGAUUUCCUCUUUGCUAUUCAUUAUACAAUUAUAUGCUUGAUGAAAUAAAAGCACAUUGCUUCGUACUCUUGAGGGACAGUGCCGAUAGGUAUCUCCUCUGGAAAAGGCUUUCAUGGUUUGGUUUGUGCCAAAAAGAAAUGAUAUGGUCAAAAUGCUUACCACAGGGAGAUGACAGCUAUGUGGAAAAUGCCAUGAAAACCACUUUUGAAAGCCAAUUGUUUAAUCUUUAUACCACACUAUCAUUUUUAUUAUAAUUACCCAAAUAUAACACAUUUAAGGAAAGAAUGCAUCCCAGAACACUUGACAAAUCAUUGACGUAAGUUCUGGCACCUUACUGACACAUUGCCCGUACGCAAGUAAAGGGAGGCCUCCAAUGUUUCCUUAAGAUACUUUUAAUAAGUUCAGGAUACAUUUCUCUCCCAUCCCUGAAUUUUAUUUCAUUCCAAAGCCUCUGGAGAAUAUAGUUUAGGAAAGUGAAAUUUUCUUACACAAGAGGCAAAUGAAUUUCAUGUGACAAAUUCUUUUAAAAUGUUUUCCUGCCUCAUUUCAGCAGGAUAGAUAAUUUAUUAUAUACCCUAAUCUUUUCUUGGAGGAUAAAACAUCCCAAAAGACUAACUUUAAUUUAAAAGAUAAUCAUAGCAGGAUGCUAAUAGAAAUACUGCCUUAUUGUACAUACAAAUUCUACUUUAUUAUGAACCCCCAAGUGUAACAAUGUAUUUUUGAAGACUAUUUUUCUAUCACUUAGGUAAAAUAAAAGACUAUUUUCUAUCUUCCCAGUACAGCUGUUUACGUAUUCAGUGGGCACAGUGUUUUCUGCUACGAGGUUGUAGUAUUUACAGCACAUAGUUGUAUAUGCAGUUUCUGUUUGUGGAGUACAACGCCACACCAACCCUAAAGCCAUUGAGAAAUAUGAAGUGGGUAACAAAAUUCAGUUUCCAACACAUCAUUGUGUAGAUUAUCUGAUUCUAUUUACCUUUAGGAUACUUCACACAACAACCAGGAUCCCAUUCCAGAAGUUAUUCCUCCCUGUCACCCCAUAAGGAGAGGGCUGGUCUGGGGUCUCUGACCUUCUAUGGGGUGAAUCUUCAUGACAUUACCAUGAAAAAUAAGAGGGGUGACUUUUAACACUGUUUCAGAGAAAGAAGUUUGCUUUUGUUUUAUUUCUCUGAUAAAUUUUGGAAAGCAAAAAAUAUUUUAAACAAAGCCAGCAGUUAGUAUCUCUCUGGGGUAGAUCAGUUUGCAAAAUCUUGGCUGAGGUAGAAAUGUGCUCACAUGAGAAGAGUCUAAGUAAAAGUUCUAGGAAACCAAACAUCUGUAGAGCGAUAAGAACAGCUCCAAAGGUCAGGGAAUAGUAGUCAAACUCUCCAGGUCAGUUCCAAGGGCAGGCCUCUUGAGAGGGGUCCAAAGCUUGGAUCUUCAUUUAAAGGGAACACCUAUAAUUUAUCUACUGUACAAACUGCCUCCUUCUAUUUUUCAUUUUGCCUAUUGGCAAACCCACUGUCUGUAUCCAUUCACUAACGGGGCAUAGAGAACUUGACUCACCUCUGUGAGUAAAACAUUCCACCUCAAAAAGCUCAUAGUGACAGGAAAUUGUCCAAGUUCAUUCAAUCUCCCAGAUCCUCCAUUCUCGUGUGUCUAAGGACAAGCUGCAUUUCCAUGAUCUGGGCACUGUUUGUAAAUUCUGUUUGCAGAAUCUCAGGCCCCAACCAGACCUUCAGAAUCAGAAUCUGCAUUUUACCGAAAUCUCCAGAUGAUUCAAGUGUACAUUGAAGUUGGAGAAGCACUACUUUAAUGACCAUUUCCACUAAAGGUUACUUUAGUACAUGGAAACAAUCCUGGCUUGGAAAAUUUAGCCAAAUCAGUUUGACUUGCAGUGAACAACACUGUGCAUGAGGAGAAGGGAACACAGCAAAACCUAUGAGGGAUUAAAGAGUCACAUCACAGAGAAUCCUAUGUGAGUUCUAGAUAAGAGAAUGGCCCGUAAAAUACACACAACUUCCUAGAGGGCCAGGGAAUACAGCCCACCUUCAGGAACACUGAACAAAAAGACAAUGAUGUUCAAAGCCAACAUACACCUAAUCUUUCUAGCAUAGUCCAUCCUUCAUUGAUCAAUUGAUUGAUUGAUAGGUAGAUAUCACCUUCAAAAACUUAUAAACAAUCCACUUCUGACAAACAAUUUUGCAGACAUGAAAACAUGCUAUGCCUAAAAUCUUGAACUAAAUCCUUAAAACACCAAUUAGUUACUCAUUAAAAAAAACCAAGACUAUAAUUCCACGGUCAGUUAAAACUCUUUAUUUGAACUAGUUUUUUUUUUUUUUUUAAUGGUCCUACAUAUUUUCCACUAAGGAGACAGUUGCUUCAAUGAAAGAAUGUAUACUAGAGAUCAAGAAAUCUGGGUUCUAGUUCUAGCUGUUUUGCCUUGGAUCCACUCUCUUCUCCGAGUCUCAGCUUCCUCUGAAGAUGCUGGACAAAAUAAUCUCUAAGUUCAUUUUAAAUUCUGCCUCCUUGUUUCCGUGACUCACUGACUAUUUUCCUACAGAAAUAAUUAAAACCAAUGCCUUGUAUCUUAAUUCCUAUAUCAAAUAAUUGCUCUUCCUCAUGCAAAUGGGAAGUAAUCCUCAGUAAUGCACUUGCCUCACUUCACUUUUUAAAUCCUCAGUUCUAAUUGGUCUUAAUAUAUUGCCCACACCUUUUAUCAGUUGUCUAGAUGCAGAAACUUAUUCUAAGAUAAUGUGCAUGUUCAUUCAUAGAGAAAAGAGUCUUACUGAAUGAAACACUAAUCCUUAGGAAAAAAUGAUCUUUUGCUGAAUUAAGCCAUAUUCAUUCCUUUCUGAGUCUAACUGCUCCAAAUGUCUCCUCUUCUAUCUGGAUGUUGAUUUUCCCCCCUCAUCAUACAUUAUGAACAAAUAUUGCACAUUUAGCUUAUAGAGGUUGUCCUCUGAAUUUAAAAAGCAAAUUGAAUUUUUAUUUAAUAAAAAUACCAAAAUAUCCAAGUUACAAAGCACAUGUGAACUGGAUAAUAAUCGAGGUAUGAUUUAUGGAGGUUUAUGACCCAAACAGCAAAGUGUUCUCUGAUCAGUUUUAACAAAGUUAUAUAUGGCACUUAAUAGGCAGACAGGUUAUUAUCACCUAUGCCACUGACGCUUAAUAGACUUUGCAUUCUCUGAAGUGCCUAAGACCAAUCCUGGUAGUUAAUUAUGUACUAAAGACUCUAGUUUUUAACUACUUUCUUCUGAAAGGGUUGACCCCUUGCUGCCUACACAAGAUCAAAGUAGUUUGACUCUUGGUCCUAUGGUGACCCAACUGAACUGAAGAAUCCUAUGUGUUAAUGAGCAGCUAAAGGGCCCUGAGUUCUGGUGAGCAGUUCAUUUUUGGAAAAAAAGAAAAUCUAGUUCUUUCUUGAACUGCCCACCCCCCCCUCCCCCCAACCCUCUGGCUGUCCAUCACUUGUGGAAAAACUUGGUCCUACUUUAGCAACUUCCCUGUCUCCUUAGUGAAGAAACAGAUUUGUACACGUAUUACAAAGUGCCUUCCUUUGCUUUUUUAAAAAAUUUGCAUUUUUUGUAAAAAAAAAAAGUAUAUUGAUUAGAAAGUAAAAUUUCCCUUUUAUGUAACUGAAAGGAGAACCAAGGAGAGGUAAGGCCAGAAAGAAAAUGACAGAAUAGUCCAAGGACCAGCUCGCUGGGGUUGUUCAUUGGGUUUUCAUAUAUUGUUUAAUUGUAAUACCACCAAGUUGAUGGGAAUUAUAGUGUAAUUUACUUCUCCUCAUAAGAAAUUUGGUCUGGCUAUGAUUUGGGCAUAAACCUGCCACCUUAUAAUUCUACAUUCUUCACUUUAAAAUCUAGUGAUACCCUUUUGAAUGCCAAUGAAUUGCCAGGGCUUUAAAAGCACAUUGCACACACAUUGGAACUUUGCACAGAGAUUGGAAAAUAUUAAUGACUUUGAAUUACCUUUCCAACUGUUGUUAACAUAGAUUUUUCAUUGAAGAAAGUCUCACAUGUACUUCACUGAACAAAUUUGCUUUUCUGAUUCAAGCACAAUAGUGUCAUCAAAAAAAAUAUGUGCAGGUCUAAGUCAAAUCUCUGCCACUAAACAGGCUAUGUUAACUUGAAUGAGUCCUUAAAACUCUGACAACAAGUUUCCUCACCUGUUAAAAAAGUGAGUUGACCAAAAAUGUGCCUAAGGCCUCUUCCAGUUCUGUCUUUAAUUAUCAUGAUCAUAAAUAAUAUCCAGGCUUUCAGGUCAAGGCCCAUAUACAGUGCAAGCAAGUGUUGCUUACAUAGCCUUGACCUAAGCAGUGAAGUCAUGAAACAGCAUGUCUGUAACAAUAUUUAUGAGAAAAACAGAGAUAUGGCCCUCCAAGUCCAACUGAUGUAACUCUUCUUGCCUAGCCUUAGAUACUGAGGAGCUUCUACUUCCUCUCUUCAGGGUCUAUUAUUUUUCCCAAGAGUUACUUAAUAUUCAGUAGCAAAUAGAGAAUCCGCAAGAAAUGAAAUUAUUGAAAAACAAUGAUUUUGACCCUGCAAAGAAUGAAUCAAAUGUUAAACCAGCAGCACAUACAUCCAAGCCCAAGUUGAGGGUCCCAAAUACACCCCAUUUAGAGAUUUGCAUCUUGGAGAUUAGAGCCUUCUUUCAUUAAGUAUUAAACUAAUUCUAAGAUUGUUGAUAAACCCAAGCUAUGCUAAUGAGUAGAUACUGGAGAUCUUAAGAGAAAUUUCAAAAAUACACAAUGAUUGCCACAAAGCUUGUGAUUUAAUCAGAAAUCUCUUUACAAUUACAACUUGGACUUAUUCCAUGAUUAGCAGAGUUGGGCUUCUUCCAUGAUUUGCAGUAUAUAUCAUCUGAAAAUCAAAUGUUUCUCUCCCCAGACUUUCACUUUUCAGGAUGGUGAUUUUUGUUCUGGGUCCCUCACAGUAUCAAUAUUUAUGAAAGGAGAAAAAUAGAAAAUAGAAUGUUUUCAGGGGUUUUGGCCAACUCAAGAUCACAUAUAACAACAAGUAGCCCACUAAGCACAUAUUUUGCUGGACAUGGCAAAAUCUACAAUCUAUUCAGUGUUCUGAGCUUGUGGUGAGAAGCUGUGUACAUCAUUCAUAGCACUCUAUGCCAAUGGCCAUCUUGUGCAUAAUCAGUUCCUGUGAUUUAUGCUCUGCUUUCAAUUUGGAAAGCACUGAGGCACCUAAUGUAAAAAAACAUAUUCUGCUUAAUUGGUUGUUGUCAGUGAACAGAACUCUCAGAUAGUCUAUUAACAUUUUACCUGCUGCUGAUUGAAAUAAAACUAAUACCUUUGACAAGUGAAGUAGUCAUUUAAAAAAUAACUUUUAAUAGUUAUAGCCAAAUUAAGCUUCAAUUGGAUAAACCCAAAAUGCAGUCUUAAUUUUUUUGUGAACAUUUUGCAAAUCCUUGGCAGGGGAAGGAUUUCAAUUUUAUCAUGUUAUCUAAAAUCAAAAAAGUGUAUGGAAAAGAUACCUCUGAAAAAUAAUUUGUAUUAUAAAAUUCCUGAAAACAAUGUUUUUGAAUUUUGAAGGUAACUACCUCCCUUGUGUCCUAACAUCCUUCCUUCAAAGCUGCUUGUAGUUUAGAAACAAAAAAAAACCUCAAGCUUUGACCUUUUUUGGCAGCAUAUCUGAUGUAUUCGCCAUGUGAUAUUCCUGACUUCAAAGUAACCAUUAUAUUAUUUUAUAUUAUAAUGGCUUUAUGCGGUUCAAAAACAACACAUACCACAUUGAAAUAUAUAAUCCUCAUGUUGAGAAGCUCACCAUGUAAUACCAAUGAAAACCAUUAUUUAAUUACUUAGAAUCUAUCCACAUGUAGUUUCUAUAUGAUUGUGUCUGUCUGUAAGACAAAAUUGAAGAAGUAUGUUAUCAUGUGUUUCUGUGAAAAUGGUGAAUGUACAAGUUUCUUUUCUUAGUCUUUGUCCAGAUGUAGUGUUAUAUUCCAGUGUACAGCUGAUCUGGGGUGUCAGAUGUUUAGUAAUCUCCAACAGUUGUCUAAGCCAACCCCCUCAGCUUUGCUCCAAGUGGCCAGAAAUGCUUCAGAGUAUUAUUUGCAUCAUGAGGCUUGUUUUUGUGCUUCACCAUUCAUUUUAAACAAUGUAAAAUCUCAUGUGGAAACCAAAGUAAUCUAGAACCAGCCUCCUGAGUGAUUGUGUCUUCUGUAAAGCCAUAUUGCAGUGAAGAUGGUGUGGCAGCAUCAGCUUCCAUAUUUUCACAGCUAGCACUACCUCUGCUUUUCCUCUGUUUCUAGCAAAUGCCAAGCAAAAUCUUCUACACUAGGUAGGAAAUUAAAAGUGAUUGUCAGAAGAAGUCACUGGGGUUGUUAUUUAUUAGAAGUUUUAACUCACCACUUAGCAGGUUUGUGCUAGGUUUUCUGAGUAGCCAUUUUUAUAUUUUUCCAUUUUAUAACACCUAGCUGACACGUAAAUUCAGAAAGGACUUACAGGAAGUCAUCAGGUGAAAAACCAACACCACCAGUGAAUAUAGAUGUAUUCUUAAUGAUAAGUCACAUCAAGAUGGUUGUCCAAAGCCAUGAUAAUAAAUAUCAUUAUUGAAAAUACCCAGAUCAGUGCCUGCACAGUCAGAAUUUAUUUGUCUUGCCUACCUUUCCUCUGUUUGUUUUUUAAUGGAGAUGAACAGAAUAACAAGAGUAUGACUGAAGCAAUUUCCUUGCAGACUUUUUGCCACUAAAAUGUUUACAAUUUGAUUCUUCUAAUCCUCCUAGAAAUAAAUCUCUUCCUAAUGUGAUUAUUUUUUAGCUGUCAAAUAUACUAGGCUAUGGGAAAAGUCAGCUAGGAAUAAUCUGGUUUUGAUUUUAAAAACUCAUUUCUAUAUGUAGUUAUUAUAAUGCCCAUUUUUUUUCUUGCUAGCCUUAAAGAAUGAUCUGAUUUGUUACAGUGCAUUUUCAUUCUGCAAAUCUUUGGUUACUGCACUUUGCGCUUUCAAUUUGCCAUGGGUUGAUUCAUUUGUCUCCUUCCAUUUUGAGGGGACAACAUGGAUAGGUAAAAUAGUAUGGGAGACAAUGUUCACUGCUAUUAUUAUAACAUCUUCAUUCUUACUGCAAGCCAAAGAUAAUGCUUGCCAAACACAAUCUUAGGCAUCCCAAUAUAAUAUGGCUAUUAUAAUUCUGUUCAUGUCAUUAUUGAAAAUAUCCAGCUCAGCACUUGGCUCAAUAAAUGUUUAUUUCCUUUGCCUACCCUUCCUUUAUAUUUUUAUGUUGUUUGAAAUGUAAAUGAGCAGAAUAAUGUGUGUGGCUGAAGCAAUUUUCUUGAAGGUUUUUUUGCUUCUAAAAAAUUGAUAAUCAGGAAAUUCUUUAUAUAAGUUGGUUCAAAAUGGUUUCCCCCUUUAUCCUCACCCUUCUGUAUGAUCGCAAGACAAAAUAUCCUUCCUUUACCUCAUGCCUUUCACCUAAGAGGCUGCUAAAUGUAAAGUGAGAUGGAAGUAGGAGCACGGGGAGCAAAUAAGAGAGGCUCAUUUGAAUGUUGUGAAAUACAAGAAGGACCAACCCAGUUUUUAGAAGUGGAAUCUCUGAACAGUAUGAUUCAACCAUGUUAUUAACAACAUCUUUUCUGACAAAAUCCAUCAGAGGAACUGGGAAUAAAUAACCUUUUCCUUUUAUUAUAUAGAGAUCUAGAAACCAUUCUUGUGCUGAGCAAUGAGAAAUGGCAUGGGGGGUACGCUUCACAAAUUCUCUACUGUGAUUCAAUUAUCUAAUGCCAUGUCCUACAGAAGAAUGAGAAAUUUCUUUUUCAAAUGAGUCUCAUGCUUUAAAAUUUGGCUUCAAAGAAACCCAGACCCUCCCAUGCUUCUACUGGAGCCAUCCACCCUUAAUUCUUGGGCCUACUUGUAUUUUUAAGCUGCAAAAUUUGGAGUGUCAGUCACCACAGGAUGGAUACAAUUCAUGACAAGCUGGAGAAAUCAUAUGUAGCUAAUUUUCCAAAAGUAUUGCAUGUGAUUUCCUGAAAGAAAACAGAAAUUACAUAUUGCCACCUCUUGCCAGAAUCCUAUCUGAAACUUUAACUCAGACUCCCUACAAUCUGCUAAUCAACUUUUAUGCUUUCUCAAUGCCCUCUAUUAUUUAGGGACUAGGAAACACAACUUCCAUAUGUUAGAAUCCUUGAAAUCUUAGGGUGAGAGAGGAGGGUGGGAGUAGGAAGGAGUAUAAACAAUAGGGUUACUGAGAAGCCCCCCACAAAGACCUUCCUGGCCAGGAUGUGAAAAGAGCAAUUCCUGCUGGCUUGACCUGUGAAAGCCCCUCCAAACCAUGCAGAUGAACUUGAACCUGUUUUUGAUAUCACAAAAUGUAUUCCAUCCUGGUGGUCCUGACACCUAAGGAAUUCUUCCCUCUACAGUCUCCUCCACCCAUCCCACAGUACCCCUCAACUCUGCUGCCCAUGCACACACUAGGCAUUUUUCUCUAGUUAUGAGUAGAUUCACAAUAAAACAUUUGCAUACAAAUUGACUCGAAGCACAGAUAUUUUUAUGAAUGCGAUAAAAUAUUUUUUUAAGAAAAGGCUAGAGAAUGUCAGUCAAAUAAAACAUCAUGUGGAUGUUGGUUGGCAAACACUGGUAUAAGAAAUGGGAGCUCAGGAACUUUUAUUACUGUAUUUACAAAUGUGUUUGAAAGAAUUUGUUAAUGCCACAGGUUUGUUUAUAAGAUGAUACAUUUGUUCCUUUUAAAGUAUUAAAUUACCAGAAGAGCUUAAAUGACAUUUGCCAGUAAUUGUACUUGAUGUGAUCAAUAUUGAUAUUACUGCUAAACUCUGUAACUUUAUGAUGCAUUUUUCAAUCUUUUUCAGAGCAAAUGCUUUUGCAAUGGUAGCAAUGCUUAGUUUAAAUUGACUUAAUAAAUUAUUUCCUGAGCAAUGGA